AUGGGAGGAGACCCUACAAAGUGCAACCAAAGUCUUCACUGUCAAUACCACCAGGAGCAGGGACACACCACUAAAGAUUGCAGGACUUUGCGAAGCCACUUGGAGCAAUUAGUCACGGCGGGAAAAUUGAAGCAAUUCCUGUAUCAACCUAAAGGACAGGGUGAUCAAGCAAGGUUAGGGGCUCUGAGAGAUGCUUUCACAAGAACACCUUUAGGUACAAUCAGUGUCAUUCUUACAGUUCUAGGAAGUACUGGUUUUCAGUCAUCCAAGGUGAUGUUCGAAGCUCGGCCAUCCGUGGAUGACUCGUACCCUGAUCCAAAGAGGAGUAGAAUGGGAGUCCGACCGACUUUGAGCUUUUUAGAUGACGACAAAAUCGGAACCUUACAGCUACAUAAUGAUGCCCUAGUGGUCACCAUCAGGAUAGGUGGGUACGAUGUGAAGAGGGUGUUGGUGGAUCAAGGUAGCAACACAGAGAUCAUGUACCCUAAUCUGUAUAAAGGAUUGAAGCUGAGAUCCGAGGACUUGACCUACUUUGAUUCCCUUCUAAUAGGGUUUGAUAGGAAGGUUGUCUUUCCAAAAGGUCAAAUCCAACUACUCAUUCAGACAGGGACAAAGGUCGUGGAGGUGAACUUCAUUGUGGUAGAUACCUAUUCCCCCUACACGGCUAUUGUGGCAAGGCCUUGGGUUCACGCCAUGAGGGCCGUGCCUUCCACCCUACACCUGAAAGUGAAGUAUCCGUCUGGGAAUUGGGUUAAGGAGCUAGUGGGGAGCCAAUUUAUGGCCAAACAAUGCAUGGUGGCCGCAAUUAGACAUCAAACGGGGGGCAGGUCCUCAGCUUCUAUAGGGAGGGACUUAUAG
Quercus robur (English oak) is the source of this 858-nucleotide messenger RNA. RefSeq lists its product as uncharacterized. The transcript has a single exon. The coding region runs from base 1 to 858 and encodes 285 amino acids. Lineage: Eukaryota; Viridiplantae; Streptophyta; Magnoliopsida; Fagales; Fagaceae. The record is from RefSeq and is a predicted model, not a curated record.